CACACACACACACACACACACACACCUAGACACACCUCUCACACACACCUCAAACACCCGCACACGCUCUCUCCUCCAUCCCAAUCACUCUAAGACACCUCCUCUACAGCCACACAGUACUGCCACUGAGAGAAGUGUUAUGUCAGGACCCAGGCCGGUUGUUCUGAGCGGCCCCUCAGGGGCAGGGAAGAGCACUCUGCUAAAGAAACUGCUGAAGGACUACAAGGGAGUCUUCGGCUUCAGCGUGUCACAUACAACCCGGGAUCCACGUCCAGGAGAGGUAGAUGGCAAAGGCCUGUUCUGUCUACCUAUGCUUCUGGGGGCUACAUUACUGCCCCUGGCAGACGUCCUAUCGUCUGUUUCAUCUGCAGAUUACCACUUCACAAACAGGGAGGCUAUGCAGGAGGAUAUUGACACGGGAGAAUUCAUUGAGACUAAUGAGUUUUCUGGCAACCUGUAUGGAACAAGUAAGUGUGCUGUACAGGAUGUGAGGGCCAAGGGCCUCAUUUGUAUUUUGGAUGUGGAUAUUGCGGGAGUGAGACACAUCAAGGAAACUGACCUGGACCCCAUCUAUGUUUCUAUCCAGCCCCCCUCUAUUGAGGUCCUGGAAGAGCGUCUGAGGGGUAGAGCGACGGAGACGGAGGAAAAAAUCCAGAGCCGCUUGGAGGCAGCACGGAUUGACAUGGAGGAGUGCAAUGAGCCUGGAUUGUUUGACAUUGUCAUUGUCAACGAUGACUUGGAUGAGUCCUAUGAGAAGUUGCAAAGUGUUCUUAAGGAGGAAAUAAUGAGAGUUCAGGAUGGCAUCAAGUCGUAAGGAACUACAGUAAGAGCGUCCCAGUCUUCCUCUUGCCUGGUCCCUUACAGGCGAUACAUAAACCAACAUUUGACACCAGCUAAUUUCGAUUUAGCCACAAAAGGGAACGUUCUGAAGGUUGCCAUAUGACGACUGUGGGGAUAUCCGCAGAAACGCGUACUACUGUAUGCACCUAAGAUUCAAGAAGAUGGUCUAAAACUCUUAGGUUGUUUUCCACAUUCAUUCAGUCUGUCAUUUACGAGGAAUUUUGAGUAAGACAAAGGGACAUUUGAAAGGUACGUAUAGAGUAUAGUCAAAAGUUCAUGUCUACUUCAUACCUUACUGCCAACUGGGCUUGAGCCAUGUAGACAAAUAGAAACCACUGCCAAAGCCAUUAUAAUCUAAACGUUUGACAAUAUACUUAACAUGCCCCUGACUUGACAUUUGUGAUGAAUGCCUUUGACUUGUGCGAUGACCAUCCCGCAUACAGUAUGAUGGACAAACAACCCGAUAAGUCGUCAAAUAAAAGUUGUGCAUAAAACGGUGUCUUAGCUGUGAAAUGUCAUAUUAGCGGACUAGCUUUGAGUUAAACACUGCUAUGUCUUCAUCUUAAUCUAAUUAUAUUCUUAUUGGUCAAAUAGUAAAAACACCAUUCUGUGUUCUGUAGUCUCAUUUUUCUCUCUUGGUUUUAAGCAAUGAUAGUGUAGUCUGAAUGAUGUUACACCAAAUGUAAGGAUGUGUAUGGUGGGGUGUUAUACUAAUUGAACAGUAUUUGUGGAUGAAUAUGUAACUGACUGGGUAAGGACCAAAGCACUCAACACACAGCUUUAAUAGGUCAAAGGUCAGACCAGAGGUUGUCAGUUUAACUCGCAGGUCAAUUACUGUAGCCAUCCAUCUGCAGAAAAUCAAAUGUGUGUCUCUUGUAGCGUAUGCAACGGAGCUAGACAAAUAAAAAGUACUUACCACUCA
Oncorhynchus gorbuscha (pink salmon) is the source of this 1762-nucleotide messenger RNA. Its product is annotated as guanylate kinase-like. NCBI's taxonomy places the organism in Eukaryota, Metazoa, Chordata, Actinopteri, Salmoniformes, Salmonidae. Gene Ontology annotation, biological process: purine nucleotide metabolic process. Gene Ontology annotation, cellular component: cytosol. The transcript is spliced from 9 exons. Bases 140 to 814 code for a protein of 224 amino acids. Gene Ontology annotation, molecular function: GMP kinase activity. The record is from RefSeq and is a predicted model, not a curated record.